Messenger RNA from Canis lupus familiaris (dog), 1241 nucleotides. RefSeq names its product CBY1 interacting BAR domain containing 2 (gene CIBAR2). The record is from RefSeq and is a predicted model, not a curated record. Bases 156 to 1046 code for a protein of 296 amino acids. The transcript has 9 exons. Gene Ontology annotation, cellular component: ciliary transition zone; ciliary basal body. Gene Ontology annotation, biological process: cilium assembly. NCBI's taxonomy places the organism in Eukaryota, Metazoa, Chordata, Mammalia, Carnivora, Canidae.
GCCUGGCAACCAGGUGGCAGCGUCCCUAGAGCCGGGACCACACAGCUGCGCCCUGCCCCGCCAGCCUCUCCCCUCCCUGGCCUGGCCUGCCGGACCCCUGGGCCCCUGUCCUAUUCCCCUAGACUAGGACAGCUGGUGCCCCCCCGUCCAUCGCAAUGAGCAUUGUUCUCUCCAGGAACAGCCAGGUGCGGGUGAUGGAGAACACAGUGACCAAUGCCGAGAAGUACUUUGGCCAGUUCUGCUCACUGCUGGCCGCCUACACCCGCAAGACGGCCCGGCUGAGGGACAAGGCCGACCAGCUGGUCAAACAGCUCAUCGACUUCGCCAACACCGAGAACCCUGAGAUGCGGGCCACCGUGAGGAACUUCGCUGAGGACCUGGCCAAAGUGCAGGAUUAUCGGCAGGCCGAGGUCGAGAGGCUGGAGACCAAGGUCAUCCACCCCAUGAAACUCUAUGGGGCGCACAUCAAGCAGACACGGGCCGAGAUCAAGAAAUUCAAGCAAGUCCAGAAGAACGAGAUCAAACAAUUGGAAAAGCUGGAGAAACUGAGGCAGAAGUCCCCUUCGGACAGGCAAAUGAUUACCCAGGCAGAGACAAGUGUGCAGAGGGCCUCAGUGGAUGCCAGUCGUACCACCCACCAGCUGGAGGAGAUGAUCGACACCUUCCAGAAGCAGAAGCUGAAGGACCUACAGAAAAUCCUUUCCGACUUUGUCACCAUUGAGAUGGUUUUCCACGCCAAAGCGGUGGAGGUCUAUUCCAGCGCCUUCCAGAGCCUGGACAGCUAUGACCUGGAGAGAGACCUGGAGGAUUUUAGAGCCAAGACGCAUGGGGUUUAUGGACAUCACGAUGCCCGGCCACUCAAGGAUACCACCCCCUCCCCAACUGUCCCGUGGUCUCUCGCUGGCCAGAGCACUCAGACGGCCAUACAGAGCCAGAGGGGAGAGGAGGAGGAGAGCACGGACCACUCUGCGGAGGAGGACCCCGUGGAGGACCUCACGGGGCAGGGGCAGACGCCCCAUCCAGAGGGCCAGAGCUCCCCAGUCUGAAACAUAGGGGCUGGGGGUGGGCUGGGGGCUCCGCUGCAUCCCCCCCACCCCCCCAGGUGAGUCUCAUGUUCUCUGAGCCUGUUUCCUUGUCCGCACAACAGGGGCAAUCUCGCUCACCUCACACGUCACUCUGGGGAUCCAUGGGCUUAGCAUGGUGCCUGGUGCCUCAUAGGUGCUCAAUAAACGUGGAGUGCG